Verruconis gallopava is the source of this 1412-nucleotide messenger RNA. RefSeq lists its product as uncharacterized. The record is from RefSeq and is a predicted model, not a curated record. Lineage: Eukaryota; Fungi; Ascomycota; Dothideomycetes; Venturiales; Sympoventuriaceae. Bases 599 to 976 code for a protein of 125 amino acids. The transcript is spliced from 2 exons.
UGACCCGCCAGUGGGCCUAACAUGUACCCCCUUGUCGUCAAGCGAGUAGCUGCUGAUAUGCUAACACACGCAGAUACAGUCACUGACACACAUGGAGGGACUGUACUUUGAUGAUUGAGUGAGUGAGUGAGUGAGUGAGUGGGUAGGUGGGUGGGUGGAUGAGACAAGUACGAACACAGAAGGACAACCCGCGAGCGAACAGCGUGUACUGGAAAGGAAAGGCGAGAGCAAAGACAAGGUAAAGCCAGCUGGAACAGGGUGACCCGGCUAGAAAAUCGAGUAAACACCACAAGAUGAGAAAGGGAGAACUGCUCUCGAUGGCCUUUUAGUAGGAUGCGUACUCGGCGACUGUGGCCAUCUUGUGUCACGAUUUGCUGCUGGCAGAUAUAUACAAGGACAGCCAGCCCACCGCCGUCGAACGGCGUGUCCUGAGCACCAUUUCCCUGAGUACGAAGUCCAACCACACAACAGCCAGGUAGACAAAAAAAAGUCCGUUUUUGCGAGACCCAAGCUCGAAUGCUUCCGCCAACCGUUGGACUCGUCUCUGCACACUUGCUGCACCGGACGGCGGGCACUUCGUGCUCCGUGAGCCAGCAACAUGGUACAUCUUCGUCUCGCUCGCUGUCCUGCAUCCGAAGGGCCAGAAAGGGUCGGGGAGGCGCAUCCUGCACCUUCGAGCGAGUCUGAACGUGCGCAACAAUGCCAGCACAAAUACCGACCUGGUCAGUGGAGAUUCCAGCGCUACACAAGAUCUGGUGGACGUGGUGCAGACCCUGAUAUGCACCCUCCUCACAAAUCCAACCACGUCCCCGAGGCGCCGCCAGCAUCGUCUUGUUCAUGGAAGGCUUGUUCAGCGUCAAAUGUGACCAAGACGCCAUCGCCGUCAGCCUUUUCUUUGCAUCUCGUCAAUGCCGGCAGGGCCACAGAAGCUAGGACAUGCCGCGUUGCACCGCAGCGAACUUCUGCCCUACAAUGAUGCGAAAGUCUUGCGACCCAUCGCAGGAAGAGAUGCGCCUUCGGUGAAUCUGAUGGUACGGCUCCAGAGAGUCGGGACAUGCAGGCAUCUCUGCCGUGAUUCGCUGGAUGAACAGACUUGGACACAACCAUGCGCCAAGCACACGUAAAGGUAUGGUCGAAUCGACCACCAGGCCUCGCAACGGGAUCGGAACCUGUUGUUAGCACAUUUGUCGAAUCAGCGACAGCACAAAUUUCAUAUCUUCCUAAUUUCAGGCCGCAAACCAGUGGGACGCGUAGAUGGGGCUGAAGACAUGCCAGGAACCGAACUUGCUUCAGCUCUUAGGACAUGGAAAGGGUAAACCAGAACGGUCGACGCCCGCUUAAAACUUCCAUGCUGUGAAAUCUCCAUGCUGUGUCGGCAGAAAGCAGGUAGUCAAAACGAUUGGGGGAAAUAC